Messenger RNA from Vidua macroura (Pin-tailed whydah), 690 nucleotides. RefSeq names its product translation initiation factor IF-2-like. Lineage: Eukaryota; Metazoa; Chordata; Aves; Passeriformes; Viduidae. The record is from RefSeq and is a predicted model, not a curated record. The transcript has 2 exons. The coding region runs from base 43 to 690 and encodes 215 amino acids.
GCCGCGGAGGGGGAGAACGAUCUUGGCUACCGAGGGUGGCGGAUGAGCGGGGGCCCCGGCUGCUCCGCUCCCCGGUCCGCGCCCCGCGCUGCUCCCGGCCCGACGGCGGCUCUUGGCUCCUGCCCUGUCCGGGCCGGACUCUGCAUCUCGCUCCCCUGCGGAGCCCCGGCCUUCCCCGCUCGCCAGCGGCCGACGCCGGUGCACAGAAAAACGCCCGUGGCGGGAGCGUUCGGGGAGCUGGGGCACCAGGCCGCCGGCACGGCGGACAGCUGCCUAGCUUCGGCACCGGCACGGACACCGGCGGCCGCCCCUCGGGCGGCCUCGCUGCCGGCUGUCCACGGAGCUUCCCACAGCAGGGCGCUCCCCAGACUGGCUCUGCAAGCCCGCAGCUCCGACCAAGCUCCCGGCGGCGGCGCCCGCCGCCCGGUGUUUCCACGUCGCCGGGCCUCUCCCCCGGCCGCCGACGUGCGGGCAGUCCCAGGACCUGGCCGAUUUGGCUCGGUGGCCCUAGCGGAACGGCCCCGGCCCGGGAGGAGGCGCCACCGCCGGCGGUGCACGACGGUGACUGAUCCAGCCCGCGCUCCCCCCCUCGGAAGGAUGGAUGUGAACGAGCUACUAAGUGUAGUUACUAAUAACAAUAACAAUAAAUUAUCGGACUGUUGCUCAGUAAUGCAAACAAAUGUUCCGUGA